AUGGGCACUCACAAGAAGACGCGCAAGUUUCAGGUCAAGAAAAUCAUCGGCCAGCGAGAUGCUCGGCUCAAGAAAAAUCAAGAGACUGGGAAGACCACCGACUCAAAGCAGAGAAAGGACGACGAUGUGAUAAGAGAAGCGCCUCAGGUGUCUUCCGCGCUAUUCUUCCAAUACAACACCGCACUGGUACCUCCGUACAACGUCCUGGUCGAUACCAACUUUCUCUCCCACACUGUGCAGAAAAAACUCGAACUACUAUCGACCAUGAUGGAUUGUCUCUACGCGAAAUGUAUCCCUAUCAUCACAGAGUGUGUUAUGGCCGAACUCGAGAAAUUAGGACAGAAAUACAGGAUAGCUUUACGGAUCGCAAGAGACGAACGAUGGGAAAGACUCAAGUGUGGCCACAAGGGAACAUACGCCGAUGACUGCAUCGUCGAUAGAGUCAUGAGACAUAAGAUCUACAUCGUGGCUACGAACGAUAGGGAUCUGAAGAGACGGAUCCGCAAAGUGCCCGGUGUUCCCAUCAUGAGUGUGGCUCGUGAUGCACCUGAGAAGUGA
This is a messenger RNA of Cladophialophora yegresii CBS 114405, 558 nucleotides long. RefSeq names its product rRNA-processing protein FCF1. The transcript has 3 exons. The record is from RefSeq and is a predicted model, not a curated record. The coding region runs from base 1 to 558 and encodes 185 amino acids. Gene Ontology annotation, cellular component: small-subunit processome; nucleolus. NCBI's taxonomy places the organism in Eukaryota, Fungi, Ascomycota, Eurotiomycetes, Chaetothyriales, Herpotrichiellaceae.